This is a messenger RNA of Lytechinus pictus (painted urchin), 1096 nucleotides long. Its product is annotated as integumentary mucin A.1-like. The record is from RefSeq and is a predicted model, not a curated record. The coding region runs from base 17 to 1096 and encodes 359 amino acids. The transcript has 2 exons. NCBI's taxonomy places the organism in Eukaryota, Metazoa, Echinodermata, Echinoidea, Temnopleuroida, Toxopneustidae.
UUCCUAUUUUCCAUAGAUGAACCUUGGAUAUAUGAUCUUCAUCUUACUGCAUUUAUCAUCUCUGUUACAUAAUGAAUCAGCAGAUGCUCAUCCAGCUAAACGCAGGAUCGGACCUCUCUUCUCUGACUUGGGCCUCAUCGGUGGAAGGAGAUAUCAGAAAAGAUCAGGAAGCAAGAGUGGAAGCAGCAGCGGUGGAAGCAACAGUGGUAGCAGAAGUGGUAGCAACAGUCGUAUCAGGAGUGGUAGCAGAAGUGAGAGCAAUGAUUCAUCCGACGAGCGUUUCAGAAAGAAGUAUCCCUCAGCAACCCUUCCUACCAUAACAGUGACAACACUUCCCAGAACCAUGCCACCAAGAUUCACAACAGCUCGCACGGCAGCUACAACGACUACACCGCCACCACCAACGACACCACCAGGAACGACUGUGACAACCUCUAUGACGCCUACAGUUCGAGUAGAAACUACGGAGCUUACCACUUCAAACAAUCCAAUCACGCCAGCCACUCCUACGACGCCGACAGCAACUACAACUCCUAUCACAUCCAGAUCUCCAACCACACCUACCACUUCCACUACAACCAACACCCCAACGAUAAUUACAACACCUACAAAGCCUACAAUCCCCACCACUCCUACAACUCCUACCAUCCAAACGACUCCCAGGACACCCACGACACCAAUCACUCCUACAACGCCUUCGACACCAACAACACUAACUACCCCCACGACUCCUACAACAACAAUAACAACGACGCCAACUACUCCUACAAAACCUACUACUACGACGACACCUACCACUCCUACGACACCAACUACCCCUACGACACCUACGACUCCUACGACAUCAACUACCCCUACAACAACCACAACAUCGACGACACCUACGACUCCUACGACACCAACUAACCCUACGACUCCUACAACAACAACGACGCCAACUACUACUACAUCACCUACUACUACGACGACACCUACGACUCCUACGACACAAACAACCCCAACCACCCCUACAACACCUACGACUCCUACCACACCUACCACUCCACCAAGUACUACCAGGUGUAUACGUCGAGGAGAUAUUUGCCCAGGAGAGUGA